GUCAGCUGUUGGUCAAAUGCCCAGAGUAUCUCAAGGUCCUGCCCUCUGAGGUAUGGCAGAGAAAAGAUUGCAGCUGACGCUACAGGGCUCGUCAAGCGUAUUGUCAGUGACCAGAUGCAAUGGGCCAUUGGAUCGAUGUUUCUCUCCGCAUCCAAUAUCACAAGCACACCGCAGAAUUCUGUUUCAAUCAGAAAGUUUCUGCAGCCAUAUUCUGCUUCUCUACCGUCCCACCUGAACAAAGGAAUCGAAGGCGCUGGUUCCGAGUCAGCGCAUAUUGCGAGCCGCACUGGAGCUAAAAUAGGAAUAGGCAACAGCCCAGAUGAUGGUGGUCCAGAAGCGGCAGGAGACCGAGUUGAAUCCUCGAAUCGGAAGAAGAGGAGAACAGAGGAGAGUGAAGGGAUCGGGGGGUGCCUUGAUGAUGAUGGAAGUGCAAAUGGUGAGAGCUGUGGGAGAGAUGUAACUGCAUCAGACGGCCACAUGGGAGGGGUUGCCGCCUCUGAAGGGAGGGCGGCCGAUUGUGCACGAUACGCAAGCUGGGCUGACAGGGUCCGUGAUGAAAGGGCCGGCAACGUGCACCACACCGGCAACUGGAUGAGCAGUGCAAACCACGCCGGCAACUCAAGCGAUGCCACCUGCACAAACCACGCGGGCAACUGGACCAGCAACGCAGACCACGUCGGCAACUGGACCAGCAAUCCGAACCAUGCUGGCAACUGGACCAGCAAUGCAAACCACACCGGCAACUCAAGUGACACCACUGGUGCAAACCACGCCGUCAACCGGACCAGUGACGUAAACCACGCUGGCAGCGGGACCCGCAAUGCAAACCAUGCCAGCAACUGGACCAGCAACGCAAACUACGUCGGGAACAGGACCAGCAACACGAACCACUCCAACAACUGGACCAGCAUUGCAGACCAGGCCGGAAAAGGGACCAGCAAAGGAAACCACGCUGGCAACUGGACGUGCAACACAAACCAGGCCGCAAACUGGACCAGCAACGUAAACCACGCCGGCAACCAGACCCAUGACGGUGUGGGGAACCCUGAUGCCGAGCGCGACGACGGCAGUGGAAAACGAGACAGGUGUGCCGCGAAAGCUGAUGGUGGCGAGAAGAGAUUCAGGCAGGAUGCUGAAUCUUUUGGACCGGAAUCCUGUCGACACAACAACCGCAAUGGUGGAGAUCGGUGUGCGGAGGCAGUGGGUGUUCGAGAAACUGUGCAAUCUGAUCGAUUGGUUGAAGUCCCUGAGAGAUCGCAAUUUGUUGGUCACGAAUGUCAUGCUUCAGCAUGGGCUGCAGAACUUGAGUGUCCUGAUCCAGAUGCGGUGCUGAGCAGGAAAGCAAUGGCUUGUGGACAUAAUGGCGGGAGGUAUGGAAGGGGGGGAAGAGGAGAGGGGAAUUGCACAUCAGCGGUAUUCGGAGCGCCGAAGAGAGUGGAGUUUGAUUCCAAGCGACGUGCCUCCAGGAAGACACCGACACCGAUAUUUAGUCAGCGCUUGGACAAAUACUUCAGCAGUACCAACUUGGCAGCACGGGUUGUGCCAGAGCUAGGGAGGGAGGGAACAGUUGAAGACGGGCCAGAGGUGAGAGAAAGGGGUAAUCAGGGGCAGGGUGGAGAAGAGCUACACAGGUGUCGGGAGUCAGCACCAUCGGGUGUUCGUCCAGUGCCAUGUCAGCAGACAGGCUGGACCGGUCCUGGAGCGUAUUUCAGCAUUGCACAAGGAGAGCAUAAGAGACUGGGUGGAGAAGAUCUACACCAGUCCUCCAACUCAGCACCGCCAGGUGUUCUCGCAGCACCAUGUCGGUCAACAGGUGUAACAGGUCUUGGAGAAUCUUCCAGGAAUGCUCUCCUCCUCCAGUCAGCAGGAGGAGAGCAUUGCACGUCUGUGUGCGGAGCAUUGGAGGAAAAGGUAACUUCUGACACCGACCAAGAAGGCCUUGUCAGGACUGGAGGCGAUGAUUUAUGGGAGUGCGAACGAAAACCGGAUAAAGAAGUGAUUACUGAAAGGAUAAGGUCAUCAGAUGAAUGCAUCCAGGAUGACGACAGCAAUAAGGACAAAGCGACGGCGUACCUGCCGACCUCCACCAUUUCUGCCGAUCGCCUGCUACAGAGAACCAUCAUCCUACCCCGACCGCCUACCCCGACCGAGGACCAUUUUGCUGCCGAUCGCCUGCUACAGAGAACCAGUGCAGUUAAAGCACCAGCUUCUGUCGAGUGUCAUCCGCGGACUUCGACCACAAUAAGGAAAAUGCAACAGCAUGAAGAUGAUGAGGAGAACGUGGGCCGUUCGAUUCAUUCCGAUGCCAAAUCUGUCGAGAACUCUCCUCCAGAUCAGAAAUUCUCACUGGGAGUGCGGACCGAAAGAAGAAGUGCAUCUUUGGAGUCGAGAGAACGAACCCAAGCUGAGAAUGUGGAGGUUGUUGAGGAUGCGACAAUUGUCGAAAGAACGAACGGGACCGGGGGUGGUGACGACGAGGACAUCUGUCAGUCGAUGAAGGAAGUAGGAGCAAGCGAUGGAAUGCUUCCACUUGUGUGUCUUUGGAGUCGAGCAAUGCGCAAUGAUACCUAUCAAGGAACUAUGCCCUCCUCGUCGGGAUCCUUGAUGGGUCUCGGCGGUGGUCCAUCUUUGCUCCCGAAACCCGUCAACAACAUCGAGGAACGACCAUCUGAGCUGACCCAUCAAGAAGAUACGAGCAAUGGAAGCACCGGCAGAAAGGCUUCUAGCAAGAAAAAAAGCACUUUAAUAGGACUCUGGGGAAAGGUUUUACCUUUGCAACAGUCACACAGCUCAAACGUCCAAAUAAAGAACAAGGCAGGUGCAUCUGACCUGUGCGUUACUCCUGAAGUACGUGCAGAAGGUGAUAGUGGCGUCGUUUCCACCAAGAUAGCAUGUGGAAUGGAUGACAGAGGUGAUGACAAUGUUUUGCGUGGUCCGCGUGAAGCAGGCGGUGAUGCCGACAUUGCUCGAAAGACGGGAUUGACGACGGGAGUCCCUUGCGAGUCUGAGGGAAGAAGCAGCGGAGCACAUUACGUUCGACGAGCAGGACACAUGUCGGCGGCAGACCAUAGGCCCAUCACAACAGGUCCAAUUACCAGUGCUGCACGACCUGCAGCUGCUGCUGUAGUUCCGUCUGCUGAAGCAAAUCCAGUCUCGGUUGAAGGUGUUCCACGUCCAGUUACAGAUGAUCAAAAAAGGGAUCCAGGUGCAGCUGCAACUGGACUUGUAAUAAGUCCAGGUGCAGCUGUAACUGGACCUGGAUCAUCUGUAACUGGACCUGCAAGAGAUCCUGGUACAGGUGCAGGAAGACCUCGAUCGUCCUUAUUUGGACCUGCACCAGCUGCAUCAAGGCAGUUUGUGGAGGUUCCGGUUCCAGGUGUCCCAGAUGGUUCAGAUCUGGUUCCAAGUACAUCUGAUACAGUAAUCCCGGUCCCAACUGCGGCACCUCUGCAUCCGGUUCCAGGUCCAGUUACAGAUGAUCGAGGUCUAGCUGAAGGAGAUCCAGGUGCGGCUGCAACUGGACCUAGAUCGUCUGUAACUGGACCUGCAAGAGAUCCUGGUACAGCUGCAGAAAGACCUGGAUCACCUGUAUUUGGACCUGGAGCAGCUGCAUCAUGGCAGUUUGCAGAGGUCCCAGUUCCAGGUGUCCCAGAUGGUCCAGAUCUGGUUCCCAGUGCAUUGGAUACAGUAGUCCCGGUCCCAACCUCGGCACCUCUGCAUCUGGUCCCAGGAGUUCCCAGAGUCCCAGAUAGCGUUCCGUUUGGCGACGCCACUUCAAACCGUUGCGCCGAAGGACGAGAACAUUCGAGAGCAGAGAUGACGGAAAACUCGAGAGCGCAGACAACCGAAAAUCCACGAGAACGGACGAGGAACGGAGGAUCGGCGGAAAUAUCAGGCAUGCAAUCCAGUGCCGCCAUGUGUCAGCCAGUGGUGUCCCCUCUGGACAGGAGGGUCAGACGAUUAGCUUCGACGGGUUCGGCAGCGGCAGCGGUAGGGCCGUCGUCGUCUGUAAUUGACGACAUGCAAGGGCCGGCAUGCGUGAUUCCUUCCAGCGACAGGACCGUUACCCGUGAAAACCAACAGACAGUGCUCCCCUACGAGCGCGGCAAGAUUGACAUGGGUGUGCUUUCGGAGUUGCCGAUCGACAUGCAACAUGAACUGUGCCGAACGCUUGGCCUUAGGUUGCCUAAGCUGAAUAGAAAUGCCGAUUCCGGAUUGAAUUUGCAUGGGAAGCCUUGCCAGGGGAAAGGUCGAUCCAAGUCCAAGGGGUCUGUGUUGGCAGCUAAUAAGAGACAGCGAACCCCUACAGCUGCUGCUGAGACGCAGACGACUUUACCAUUGCAGUGCCACGUCAGCAGUGACGUUCAACACAGUGCCACGUCAGCAGUGCCACGUCAGCAAUACCACGUCAGACGUAGUGCCACAUCAGCAGUGCCACGUAAGCAGCAUUGCCACGUCAGCAACAUGACGGGCCUGCCAGGCCAACUGGCCAAUGAGACCAUUAACGCCUACAAGCAGCGUUGCCUCGCUCAGAUAGAGGCUGAGGAACAACGCCUGCUGGCAGUCGAGGCUGCCYGCAUACAAGCUGAAGAGGCAGCAGCAGCAGAGAAACUGCGGCUACAGGCCGAUGCAGAAGCAGAUGCCCAGGCUCGCCGAAAGGACGCCCAGGAUCUGCUGCAGCGGCAUGAAGCCAACAGCAUCGACAGACUCAAGUACUGGCAUUUUCAACCGAACGGCGACGAGGCAACACCGGAAGAAAAGCACAAGGAGUUCCUCUCCAAACUCUUGACACGGUUGUUGUAUGCUUGCAACUACCAAAGGUCAAAGUUGGAGAGACAGCAUCAGGAAUUGGCGACGCUCCGCCGCACAGUGCAGAGCCACGAGGAUGCAACUCGGGCACUCAAUGCCCGAUUGUUGGACCUGGAACAGACAGUACCAGGACCAGCUGCGGGAGCUUCCAGCAGUGCACCCUCAAGCCGCCAACUGAAGGACCGCGUUGACCACGUAGUGGCAAUGCUCGGUGACAUCAGCACCUUCGCUGCGCCGACCACCACCAUCAGCAGUCAGCUGCACACAUUGAAGACCGAGGUCCAGAAGCUGCAGUCGACGAACGCGGACGACAAUCCAAAGAUGUACAAGAUGCCAACUUUCAACCUGGAGAGGUUCGACAACUACACGCAGCAGGAUCCUGUCCUCUGGUGGGAAGCAUUCACAACGCAACUCAGGAUUCUGCCAGUAGCCAAGCAUGCGUACAUCGGCGCCCUGUCCCUGAACUCAAAGGGCGGAUGCCAGACCUGGUUGAGCCACCUGGCAACCUCCCACGGCGUCGACGUACCAGACUUGAAGGACGUAAUCACAUGGGAGGAACUAACGCGACUGUGGAAGAAGCGGUUCAUCGUCCACGACGCGCCGACGCUCGCCAUCAACCGUUUGUUCACCAUGUCACAGGGCAACACAGCAACACGGGACUGGCUCACGGAGUGGCAGAAGACUGCGGCUGUGCCCAAUCUGAACCUACCAUUCGAGCAUCUACGCCGUGAGUUCUACAACAGGUCCUGUGCGGCAUUGAGCCAGGCUCUUGGUGAUCGCGAGCAGUACUCAACCUUCGCGGAGAUCAUUGACAAAGCGAGGGAGAUCAUCAAGACCAACAGGUCAGCUGCACACGAGAAAUCAACAUCAUGGUAGCCGACCUAUGUGGAGAAGGUACGAACUGGUCCGCGACAG
This is a messenger RNA of Chara braunii, 5724 nucleotides long. Lineage: Eukaryota; Viridiplantae; Streptophyta; Charophyceae; Charales; Characeae. The record is from the annotation of a GenBank genome assembly.